AUGGAGUCCUACGCGCACUACGACGCCUACACCGCCUACUCCUCCGACGCCUCCUCGGGGCCUCGCACGCCCUCGCCCCGCGCCUCCCUCCUCGCCGCGUCCCCGGCCUCGUACUCCCUCAAGCUCGACGUCGAGCAGUCCAUGCCUCUCAAGCCGGUCAUCGUCGACUCGAUGCCCGCGCAAGACGACUACCAUCAACACGGCAUCGCGCCCUUUGCCGCCUGGUCUCAGCCUCCCCAGCACUACGCGCCACACCAGCAGGGUUCCCUCCUCGGCGAGCUGUACGAGCAUGACCUGCCUCAGGCGGAGCCACAAUACAUGGCCGAGCCAUACCCGAUGCCUCAGCGCGCCCAACUCACCCAGCCAGACAUGAACGCCGUCCGCCGGGCGACGUACCCGUACAUCCGUUCCGAGCGCGACGAUCUGGUCCAGUACACCCAGCAGCCCUUCUACCCGCACGACGGCUACAGGCAACCCCAGCAUCGCGCCAGUCUGCCCGGCCUUUCCCACUCGAUGGGCCCCUACGAUCUCGACCCGCGCGUGAAGCUCGAGGACCCGAUGUCGGUCAUGGUCGCCCCCCAGAUGAUGUACCGGUCGCACUCGAUGGACCACAUGCACCACAUGCCCAUGCCCGUGCACCCGCCCCACCCAGUCCAGCUUACGGACGAUGCCGCGUCGAAGGAGACGCAGUACUUGCGCCGUCGCUGCACCAACUGCUCCCAGACCGAGCCUCCCAGUUGGCGUCGUUCGACACUUAACCCGGGCAAGAUCGUCUGCAACAAGUGUGGCUUGUACGAACGCACCCACCUGCGCCCGCGACCGCUCCGUUUCGAUGAGCUCCGCAAUGGCAACAAAGCGCGCAAGGCCGCGAAGAAGGGCGGCAUCGUCAAGGCUGAGGCCAUCGAGGCUUCUAUGCCCUCGAUCGUUCGCCGCGCCUCCAUGUCCUCGCAAAACUCUAGCGACUGGGACGACUCGCUCUCGGUCGGCUCUUCUGGCUCUUCUCUGCCGUCUUCGUCGUACAGCUCGCCUGCGCCUUCUUCGUACGCCCUUCCGGCAGACCGCAAUUCGCAGUCUCCGCACUUGCCCGAAGGCGGUAUACGCCUCCCAAACGUCGACAUGUCCGGCCUGGCUCUACACGAGUCGCCGCGGCUCGGCGGUGACUUUUCCCUCUCGCAGCCUGAAUACUAUUCGUCUCCGGCAGCGUCGCUAUCGAUGCCCGGUUCGCCUGGUCUGAUCACUUCCUCGCCUGCCCCCCUGGGUUCGCCCCAGCUCGCGCCACGACCCGACAUCCCAGAGGUGACGGGCUGGCAGACGGUCUCGACCGACAUCCCGUCGCCCGGUCGCCACGGGCCGUCACUCUUGCGCAAGAGCGUGAUGACUGCUUGA
Peniophora sp. CBMAI 1063 is the source of this 1386-nucleotide messenger RNA. The record is from the annotation of a GenBank genome assembly. NCBI's taxonomy places the organism in Eukaryota, Fungi, Basidiomycota, Agaricomycetes, Russulales, Peniophoraceae.